CGCGGGCCGGAGAGGGUGUAGGUCGCGGUGGCGCAUCCCGCGGAGUCGGGGACCAGGACCCAGGGCGGGCUGGCCGGGGAGCAUCCUGCGGCUGGCGCGCGCGGCCUGUGCCGGGUCCUGACGCGACUGCGGCCACCGGCCCGGGCCCUUUCUGGACCCUCCGGGCGGCCCCGACCCGCGGCGGGUUCCACGGGGAGGGCCCCUUCCGCAGGGACCUAGCCUCGCCCUGGAUGGACAGACGGAUGCCCCAGCCCAGGCAGACCCACUCCUGACCCCGACAGAGUCAGCGGCCACCCUUCCCUCCUGCGAGAGCCCUCCCUGAUCACAGGACCGACGGGCUUCCCUGUCCCCUUCCAGGCUGGACACGCGGGUGCACACCCCCCGGCCCUGGAGGGACCGACAGUGGACAGAGCGCCUUCCCCUCCGCGCACACUGCUGGCUGCAGGGUUGUCAGAUGCAGACGCCCUGACCCCCAGAAGGGACAGAACAGACAGACACUUCCAGCCCGGACUGAGACGCUCUUCCUCUGUCCGCGUUGGCUGGCCCCAGGACGCACACACCCCCUCGACUCUGGCCCUGCAGCCUAGCUAGGGUGGCCAGGACUCGGCCCUGCUUACUCUUGAUCCCCUCCAGCCCCACCCUGGCUGAGGCUUUGCAUCCAUCCUGGCAGCUUGGAGCUUCUCUCCGAGAGUUGUUUUCCAGCCGCCUGGCCUGAGGAAUCUCCAGCCUCACCAUGGACCCAGAGUGCUCCCAGCUCCUCCCGGCUCUCUGUGCUGUUCUGGCAGACCCCAAGCAGCCGGUGGCAGAUGACACCUGUUUGGAGAAGCUGCUGGACUGGUUUAAAACGAUCACUGAAGCAGGGUCCAGCCUGCUGUUGCUGCAGGAGAAUCCCUGCCUGGUGGAGCUGCUGUGCCACGUGCUGAAGCCCCAGGGCCUGAGCGCCAGAGUCCUCUCCUUCUCCCUCCGCCUCGCAGGGGUGUUUGCGGCCCAGGAGAGCUGCUUCCAGUAUCUUCAGGCGGAGUUGCUGCCCGGGCUCUUUGGGGAGGCCGGACCCCUCGGCCAGGCAGCCUGGAGUGCCCCCACCGUGCGCAGCGGCUGGAUCCAGGGCCUGCGCUCACUGGCGCAGCACCCCAGCGCCCUGCCCUUCCUGGCCGACUGCGGUGCCCUUGACACCAUCUUCUCCCUGCAGGGAGAUUCCAGCCUGUUUGUGGCCUCGGCCGCCGGGCAGCUCCUGGUGCACAUCCUGGGCCUGUCCCUGCAAGGCCCAGCUGAGGGACCACCCAGCCCGCAGACAUGUGACUGGCCAGUGUGUGCCCAGAAGAUCGUGGGUCACAUUGAAGGAUCGCUGCGCUCUAUGGCCACCCCACAGGUCACACAGGCCCUCAACGUCCUGACCACCACCUUCGGGCACUGCCACGGCCCUUGGACGCAGGUCCUUUGGGAGCAGCUGAGUCCCCUCGUGGCCUGUCUGCUUCAGGAAGACCCCCUCCCAGCCGCACACUCGCUCGUGGACCUCCUCCUCAGCGUGGCCCGCUCUCCCGUGUUGAGCUCCUCUGACUGUGGCCUGUGGGAGACGUUGGCACAGACCCUGCGCCGUCUGAGUCCCGCACAAGCAGGGCCUCUGGCUUUGGGGAUCCUGAAGCUGCAGGACUGUCCACAGGCACUGAGGGCCCAGGCCUUUGGUGUCCUUCUCCAGCCCCUGGCCUGUGUCCUGACAGCUGCCGAUCAGGCCCCCGGACCCCCAGGCUUGCCGGAGGGGACCACGGGUGACUCGGUGACAGUGGACACACUCCUCUCCUCCAAGUCAGCCUGUGCCGGUCUUCUGUGCCAGACCCUGGCCCACCUUGAGUUGCUGCAGCCGCUGCCCCAGCGUCCCUCGCCCUGGCCUCAGGCGCCACUGCUGGGGGCUGCGGUGACAAUUCUGCGGUUCUGCAAUGGCUCGGCAGCCCCUGCCUCUGACGUGGGGGGCCGCCUCUGUGCGAUCCUGGUGGGCUGUGUCCGGGUCCAGCGAGCAGCCCUCGAUUUCCUGGGGGCGCUGGCUCAGGAGACAGGCCCCCAGGAGUUGGUGACGCAGGUGUCUGCUGUCCUCCUGGAAUACCUCAGGAGCCCCGACUCCAGCCCCACGGUCCUGAAGAAAGCCUUCCAGGCCACGCUCAGAUGGCUCCUGAGCUCCCCCAGGGCCCCCGGCUGCUGCGAUCUGGACCCCGACACCCAGCUGUUCCUCAGAGAGCUGCUCCCUGUGCUGCGGAAGCGUCUGUGCAGCCCCUGCUGGGAGGUGAGGGACUCGGGCCUGGAGUUCCUGACUCAGGUGACCAGACACUGGGGAGGGCAGGCCGGCUUCAGACACACGCUCCUCGCGUCAGAGGUGCCCGAGCUCGCCAAGCAGCUCCUGCGAGACCCUGAGAGUUACGUCCGUGCAAGCGCGGUGACCGCUGUGGGCCAGCUGUCCAGCCAGGGCCUGCACGCCACCGCCGCCAGCCCAGAACAGCUGGGGGGCCAGAAGGAGAGCCUGCUCGCGGAGCUGCUGCACGUCCUCUCCACGGACUCGGAGGGCUUCCCCCGGAGGGCCGCCAUGCAGGUCUUCACCGAGUGGCUGAGGGACCACCAUGCCGACGUGGCCGAGGACACGGAGCAGUUUGUGGCCAGGGUGCUCCAGGCGGCAAGCCAGGACCUGGACUGGGAGGUCCGGGCGCAGGGCCUCGAGCUGGCGCUGGUGUUCCUGGCACAGACGCUGGGCCAGCCCAGUGCCCGCUGCCCCUAUGCUGUGGCCGCGCCCCAGGCGACCCCACCCGGCCCCCUGGCCCAGGUGCUGCGGGCGCUCAGCCGAGUGCGGCUCUUUGAGUUUGCCUUCCGUGCCUUAUUUGACUGUGACCGGCCCGUGGCCCAGAAGUCCUGUGACCUUCUCCUCUUCCUGAGGGCCCAGGCCACUCCCUCCGGUGGCCUUCAGGAGGCCGAGGGCAGCCCUGACGUGGUCCCUGUGGAGGCCGCCCUGCAGAGGUGGCAGGCGGGUGAGCAGGGCGAGCCUCUGGGGGACCUGGAGCCUGAGGCUGUGCUGGCCGUGCUGAGGUCCUUGGACCUAGAGGGCCUGCGGGGUGCGCUGGCCGAGAGCAGCGACCACGUGGAAAAGAGCCCUCAGUCACUCCUGCAGGACAUGCUGGCCACUGUGGGCGUCCGGGGGGAGAACCAGGCCGACUGCUACUGAGACAGCCCAGCGGAGGCUGCCCAGCUCCUGCUGCUGCCCUGCGUCCCUUCCUCCAGCCUGGCCUGGCUGCACAGGGGACCCUCAGGGAAGCCAGGACCUCGUGAGACCAGCGAGGUCAGAGAGCCCACAUUUCGAUGUAUUAUUAAAGAAGUGGCUUAUUUUCUACUCAAAAUCUGUGGCGUUUGACAGUGCCUCUUUUGAGCCAGGCUGUGCUCUAACACUGUCCAGGGGGAGGCCUCGGCCUCAUGGGGUUUGGAAGAACGUCAGGAGGGACCCCUCUGUAGGACAGCCACGUGCUUCGUGGGUGUGUGUUGGCGGAACGGGUCUCCACCUGGACCCUGCUGUGCCCAGUGAGGCCCAAUGGUCAGAGAGAAAACACUUGAGGCUGGAGAGUGUCUGGCCUUGGACCCUGCCCCUAAGAUAGUGACCCCGAGUCCAACCAAGGCCAGGUUUCCCGCCCUGAACCCCCAGGAUCACCCUGAGCUUGUAGCAAUUCAAAGCCCGCCGUCUCGACUGAGCAGGUGGAGCUGCCGGUGGUAAUGAUGGGGAGUUGAGAGCCAGGCUGGUCCCCAGGGGACCAGACAGCUACACCAGGCCCAGCUCCGCGUUUCCUGGCCCUGCGGCCCUGGGCGAGGCACUUCUCUCAGAACCUGUUUCCCCGUCUGUAAAGUGGGGAUUUCACCAUUUGCCUCCCACAGAUAAGUGCCCUAGUGUUCUGAAGCACCCGUGUGGUCAAAGGAGAAAUCUCAAGAGAAGUUAAAAAAUGUUUGAACUAAAGAUGAAAAUGCAGCUUAUCAAAAUUUGUGCCAUGCAGGAGAAGCAGGACCUAGAGGGAAACUGACAGCAUAGAACGCACAUAUGAGAAAAGAAGAUGCCCCUAAAAUCAGUCAUCUAAGCUUCGACUUUAGGAAACUAGAAAAGGAAGAGCAAAAAUAAGUCCAAAGUAGAAGAAAAGAUAUAAUCAAAGAGCAGAAAUCAAUGGCAUUGAAAACAGAAAAUCAAUAGAGAAAGUCAUCUAAACCAAGAGCUGGUUCUCGGAAGAGAUCACUAAAAUCAAUAAGCCUGUAGUCGGGCCAAGAAUAAAAGAGAAAGGACGCAAAUUACUAAUACCAGAAAUGAAAGAGGGGACAUCACUGCAGAUCCCAGGGAAAUUGAGAGGAUAAUGGAAUCCUAGGAAUAAGUGAGCUUCCACAAAUUUGAUAACCUGGAUGAUGUGGACCAAGCCCUUGAAAGACAAUCGGCCAGAACUCAGACAAGAAGAAUCAAGACAAUUGAAUAAGGCUGUUUCUAUUAGAGAAGUUACGUCAAUAAUAAAUAAUGUUCCAAAAUGGCACCAGGCCCAGACGGGUUCACUGGUGAAUUCUACCAGACCUUUAAGGAAG
Equus quagga is the source of this 4584-nucleotide messenger RNA. RefSeq names its product BRCA1 associated ATM activator 1 (gene BRAT1). Bases 734 to 3202 code for a protein of 822 amino acids. Gene Ontology annotation, biological process: DNA damage response; cell population proliferation; positive regulation of protein phosphorylation. The record is from RefSeq and is a predicted model, not a curated record. Lineage: Eukaryota; Metazoa; Chordata; Mammalia; Perissodactyla; Equidae. The transcript is spliced from 15 exons. Gene Ontology annotation, cellular component: nucleus.